AGGUGCAGCUCAGGACAGCUAAAAGAGACACCAGAGCUGGACAAAGUGCAGAGCCUGGACUAAGUACCAAAGUUAACCCAUCAGUGGAAGCAUAAGGACUACUAGAACUCUUAUUUUUUUUGGAUAUUGCCUGUCUUUGGAUUGCCACGUGCAGCAGAUCCCAUGGCCUCCUGCGACCUCAGUAGUGUCCUUACGGAUGCCAACUGGGCGAUGUACCAGACUACAGAUAUCGACCCCCUGCAGCCCCCAUCACUGAAUGAGCCACUGCAACCUCUUACAACCUCACUUUUCACUUUGAUGCCAAGUGCACACGAGCAGCCAGGCUGGCGUCUUCUGCCACCACAGUACUGGACGAAACAGAACACCAUGGAGUGGAUUAGCCACCAUGUGGACGAGACCCAUUUCGAUGCCUGCACUCUCAACAUGUCCAGUUGCUCCAUGGAUGGCGUCACACUCUGCCAGAUGUCCCACCAGGCCCUCGUGUCUGCUUUCGGCUCCCUGGGGGAACGACUUUUUCACAGUUUGCUGGAGCUAAAGGCUAAAUAUGGUGCCAGUGAUAUGACCAUGACCUGUGACUUCCUCAACAAUCUCUUGGAUGAGUACCCGGAAAUCCUUAACGUGAGUGGAGGCGAAAGUAUCUACGAUCUAAGCAUUGUGAAUGAACACCAAGAGAGUGCUUAUGACAUUGAUGGUCCUGUGCAAGACAGGCCCAAGACAAUGGGAGACAUGACACCUGUGAGUGACAAUGGAUAUGAAUCAGGGUCCACCUUGCCAGAUAGCCUGGACUCUUCCAAUGCAAGAAUAUGCCUCAAGAUCACUCCCGUUUACUCAGACUCUGGGAGUGACUCUGACCCGGACACUCCUGACACUCCCUGUCCUCGUACUGCAUCUGGAACCUUCAGGGCAGAAAGAGGUGAGCUGAAGCCCAGCAAGCGGGGCCGGGGAAGGCCGAGGAAGCAGAGCCACUCUUCAGAAGAUUAUGGGCAGAUCAAGAGGAGAAAACAUGCACCAAGAGGGACACACCUCUGGGAGUUUAUCCGAGACAUCCUGAUCCACCCAGAGCAGAAUCCGGGCCUAAUGAAGUGGGAGGACCAUCAGCAGGGUGUCUUUAAAUUCCUCAAGUCAGAGGCUGUAGCCCAGCUCUGGGGCCAGAAGAAGAGAAACAGUAGCAUGACGUAUGAGAAGCUCAGCCGUGCCAUGAGGUACUACUACAAAAGGGAGAUUCUGGAGCGGGUGGAUGGACGACGUUUAGUGUACAAGUUUGGGAAGAAUUCCAGUGGGUGGCAACAUGGGGAAGCUGGACUAUAAGAGCAGAGUCGCAGUGGUCAAGUGCAGUCAUUUGGUCUAAUGGCAGCCAAAAGCAAAGAGGAUUUUGUCUUUUGCUUUAGUAUCCUCAUACCGGGGGAAGAUGCUGCAGAAAUAUGUAAGCUAAUAUUUUGGCUGAUGUAGGUUGUAUGAACCAACUUUUUAAAUUCCUAUUCUAUGCUUGUUUGUGACGUUUGUCUGUUUCAUUUAAUUUAAUGUUGCCCUCCAUCUCAAGGCCACAAAGCUAUUUUUACAAAGAUCUUUUUUCUGAACCUACAGAUGGUAAUAAUUUAGCUCUGUGACCACAAAACUGUAACACUGUGGCACAUGAGUUAAACCUUAGAAAAAUGUAGCAAUCCAACAAUGUAGGGGUUUAGUCAUGAAACUGCAGCACUGUAAUGCAGUUUAAGGUUUGACAGUGUAACAUUGUAGCAGUGUGUAAAUGAAACAGUAUGAGAGAGUAGUGCCAUACAUUAAGACAUGUUUUAACUACUUGGGAAUCAAUAUUUUGAAAUGAUUAUGAAUUUUUCAAUUACCCUGAUUUAAAUGGAUUUUGUUUUAUAAUUGCUGUGUAAAAAGUAAAUCUAAUGUGCAUUUUUAUAUAAUAAUACUUUUGUACAGUCAAUGUUUUUAAUAAA
Messenger RNA from Paramormyrops kingsleyae, 1943 nucleotides. RefSeq names its product ETS-related transcription factor Elf-3-like. Gene Ontology annotation, molecular function: DNA-binding transcription factor activity, RNA polymerase II-specific; sequence-specific DNA binding. Gene Ontology annotation, biological process: regulation of transcription by RNA polymerase II; cell differentiation. The record is from RefSeq and is a predicted model, not a curated record. NCBI's taxonomy places the organism in Eukaryota, Metazoa, Chordata, Actinopteri, Osteoglossiformes, Mormyridae. Gene Ontology annotation, cellular component: nucleus.